AUGUUUAUCCUAGCUUUAUGCCUUGUAGCUUUCGCAGGCUGUUCCUCGCUGACACAAGCAUCCAAUGAAGAUCACAUACAGCAGGCAUCGCACGAAUACUACGGCGAAGGUGAUGGUGCUUUUCCUAAUGACAUUGCACUUCUCAAGUUUAACGAAUCCAUCACUGGUCCUGGGGCCGCAUCAUUGGUCAAAUUACCAGACAACGACUCCAAAAACAAAUUCGCUCCUCAUCGCUGCGACAUCACUGGAUGGGGAUAUACAGUAUAUGGUGUAGUUCUUCCUGAAGUCCUGCAACAAGCUAAAAUGACCGUAAUGAAGGAAAAGUGGUGUGUUGACGUGUUUGGGGAAGAUAUCAUUGCCGAUGGUCAUGUAUGCAUUUUAUCGGAUGAUUCUUCCUCCUGUAAUGGCGAUAGCGGUGGACCAUUGACCUGUGGGGACACCUUAGUCGGAAUAACGUCAUUCGGUUAUAUUGGAUGUCCUCCCAUGUAUCCUUCAGUGUACACCCGAGUCACUCAUUACCGGCAAUGGAUCAAAGACAACUCCGGCAUUUAA
This is a messenger RNA of Ylistrum balloti, 552 nucleotides long. RefSeq names its product fibrinolytic enzyme, isozyme C-like. Bases 1 to 552 code for a protein of 183 amino acids. Lineage: Eukaryota; Metazoa; Mollusca; Bivalvia; Pectinida; Pectinidae. The record is from RefSeq and is a predicted model, not a curated record. Gene Ontology annotation, biological process: proteolysis. Gene Ontology annotation, molecular function: serine-type endopeptidase activity. The transcript is spliced from 5 exons.